Contarinia nasturtii (swede midge) is the source of this 3011-nucleotide messenger RNA. RefSeq names its product activating transcription factor of chaperone (gene crc). The coding region runs from base 1501 to 2412 and encodes 303 amino acids. Gene Ontology annotation, molecular function: RNA polymerase II transcription regulatory region sequence-specific DNA binding; DNA-binding transcription activator activity, RNA polymerase II-specific. Gene Ontology annotation, biological process: regulation of transcription by RNA polymerase II. The record is from RefSeq and is a predicted model, not a curated record. Gene Ontology annotation, cellular component: nucleus. NCBI's taxonomy places the organism in Eukaryota, Metazoa, Arthropoda, Insecta, Diptera, Cecidomyiidae. The transcript is spliced from 3 exons.
AGACUAUCAAACCAAUGAGGUUAAUUUUGCGUUCGUUCUUCGAAGCGAGUUUUUCUCCACAUCAGCUCAAUUAAAAAAUUGUAUAUACUUGAUCGUGUAAGCGCGAGUGUGUCGCCUCGACAAGUUAAAUCGUCGAGCAACUUUUACAUUUCGAUUAUCAGCAAGUUUUGUUUUGUUUUGUUUUGUUUUGUUUUCAAUUUUGUGCGCGAUUCAUUUAUUUUUGGAUUUUCAAUUUCCAAACGGGCUUCACAGCGUGUGAUUGCUUCGUUUUAUGGCCACAGUGUGAUUUUGCUAAGCGUAUUGAUUGGACCGAAACAGUUUUUUUUUAAAUUCAUAUCAAUAUUUGGCAGAGAAACAUCGUGAAGUAAUUCGAGAUAUAAUUUCAAUUGAGUGGCAAACAUUUUCGUUGGAAUAUUUGGCAGUGAAAAGAUAGUAGAAUUUAUAUCAACGGUGUCAACGACCAGCGUUCAUUUUUAUAUGAUUAUUUUCUAAAGAUUUUAGUUUCAAAUCGCUCAACCGUGAGCAUGAUCGUCACAAUUGGAUAUCGAUACAGGUGGAACCGCGAAAUUGUGAUUGCCUCAGAAAAGCUUGUAAAAAGAGGUCUCAAUUAGCACGUCUACAGUUGUCGCUUUGAAUGAUUGAACACAUGCACACUCUCAAUAAAUAAACAAUUGCCGGUUCACCCCAAGAAAGAAAAAAACUCAUCAGGAAAAUUUCUAAACGAAAAAAAAAAAAAACAAUAAAUAGUUCCGACCAUAACGGAAAAUAAAAUCCUUGAUAGCUAAUCAAAAAAAAAAAACUACAGUACCCUGAACUAGCAUCGUAUCAGUGAAAUCAGAAAUCUGCUUUAAAAAGCACUAAAUUAAAACCAUUCAAUUUCCUGAAUAAACAAAGACAACGACGACAACUGUUCGAUUGAAAUACACGUAGACGCAGUGACAAGCAAUUUAUCGAUCAACUGCUUGUGUAAUCACAAAUUUUUCGUAAACACCGUAUCAACUCUCGACACAAAAAAAAACACCGACCAAUUAUUGGAUCGGACACAAAAAAAAUAAGAAAGCAGAAAAAAGCGCCCAAAAAAUUCGAAAAACAACUAUAAAUUAUCCUAAAGAGAAAAUUAGUCUGUGAUUGUUGUUUGCUGUGCAAAACCUGUUUUUUACAUAUAAACGCAGAGAAAAUCGACGAAACAUUCGACCAGCGAACUUAUUGCCGAAAUUUACCACGAACUAUUACGGCAAAUAUUUCGACGAAGCUGCUAAGACAAAUCGAUAUCGACAAAAGUACACACAUCAGACGCCAACUAUAUAUCUUAUAUUCGUCGCACCGCGUGGACACAUUUUAUUUACAUAAUAUACUUAAUUGUAAGGAAGAAGUCAUAAACCAAGUCACAAAUACGAUCUCAACGAGAUAGUGAGUGAACAGGAGCGCACAGAUAACCGCAAGGCCUAUUAAAAUUCAUUAUUCAAAAAAACAUCGAGACAAUUCGAAUUCUCAUCCCAAAUGAGCUCGUACAUGUUAUUUCAUUAUGAUCAAUGGCUGGAGCAGCCCAUCAAUGUGCCGUUGGAUGAAUACGCACCAGUACAGGAUGCUCGUAUUUGUCCUGUGAAAGGUAACACGGCCCAGCUACUGAACGAAUUCAAUCAAGUCUACGAUGCGGUUGAAUUAAUUCAUUUGACACCACCGGAAACACCUCCUCAAACACCGCCUCAAACUCCGUUGCAAGCCUAUCUCAACGAUUCAAAGAAUCAAUUCUAUCCGCAACCUAUUACAAACUAUCAGUUGCAAUAUAACCAACCAUACCAACAACAAUGCAAACCAACAGACGUAAGGCCAACUACUGUCAACUACUCGUCGCCGUCAAUAACAGCACAGCAAUUCCCAUCAAUUUUGGAGCAAGCAAUAACUCUUGUGCAGCAAUCGAAUUUGUGUGAAGAUAUUGGAAAUUGCGACGAUGAAAUGGCACAGGUCGAAGCUUUGGUGCGUUCACGUGCCGAAGAUUUGGUUGAAAGUUCCAUCGACGAUGACAGUUCGUUGUGCGGUUCAUCUUCAUGCUUUUCACCGCGCAGCGAAACAUCAUCAAGCGCCACCGAUGAUUCGGAUUGGACAAUGCAAACCAGUUCGGUCAUCGCAAUGGCAUUAAAGAACAAACAAACCAAACAAAAGCGUAAGCCACGAAUAAAUCGUCGAUCAGUUGAAGAUCGUCAAUCACGUAAAAAAGAGCAAAAUAAGACCGCUGCCAAUCGUUAUCGCCUCAAGAAGAAGGCCGAAAUUGAAAUCUUGCUGGACGAAGAACGUGAAUUGAUCAAACAAAACGACAGAAUGAAAUCGCAGUACAAAGAUGUUAGCCGUGAAGUUAAGUACAUCAAAAGCCUUCUUCGUGAUCUCUUCAAGGCAAAAGGAUUACUUGACUAAUCACACGACAAAUAUACAAAUGAAAAUUGCAUUGUUAGUAGUAUCGGUAGCUUAAGUUGGUGGCAUCCCAAUAUAUGCAUCGACUCAUCUGUGCACAAUUUAAAUUCUAUUUUUUUUUUCGUACACAUGCACGAGACGGUGAACACGUAUAUUUGGAGAAAGUAAUGAUUUAAGAAUUAAUUAUCUGUAGCAAUUACAUCAAGAAAAAAAAAUCAAUAACAAAAAAGUAACAAUAGAGAGACAAGAUUUAUUCAGCAAUAAUUAAAUAAUCGUUUGGUCUUCAUUUGCGAAGUUUAUCUUUAAGAAUAUAAUAUUAACAACAUGUUUUUUGAUUUAUUACUAGCAUUAAGAAUGAUUUUUAUUUCUUACACACGGUGAGAGGAGACGCGUACGAAUGGCUUAUAUAUCUGAUGUGAAAACAGCGACAGCACAAAGAUAAAUACCAUCACAUUCUUUCAAUGAUCGCAAAUGAUUUUAGAACAUGCAAACUCUGUGGAUUAAUUUUUUCUUUUGUUUACCAUCAAAAUCAAAAUGCUGGCUAUUUUUUUUAUGUAAAAGACUCCUUGUUUUGAUACAAAUACAAAAAAAAUGCUAAAAAU